This is a messenger RNA of Paralichthys olivaceus (Japanese flounder), 1885 nucleotides long. The record is from RefSeq and is a predicted model, not a curated record. NCBI's taxonomy places the organism in Eukaryota, Metazoa, Chordata, Actinopteri, Pleuronectiformes, Paralichthyidae.
AUUUUCUCUCUUCCAUCUUUCUCCUCUCCCAGAAUCCAACUGCACCUACUUCAAGUUUUUCACCACCGGAGAAAACGCUGUAAUGUUUCAGAAGACGACGCAGAAGAAUCUGAACGUGGCGGCGGCCAUGUUGGUCAUGCUCAGCCUGUUCCUCAUGGUGAUGGGAGCCGUCUGCAUCACCAUGUCUCUGAGUAAAGAAAUCAUCUUCUUCUUGAAGCCGGCGUCCGUCUGCUUCAUCCUGUCAGGCGUCCUGGUGCUCCUCUCCCUCAUGGUCUUCCACCAGUCGGUCCUCGCUCUCCUGGCCAGCGACCACACGGUUCCUCUUCACCACGAGCUCUCCUGGUCGGUGUCGUGCCUCGGCUGCGCGGGCGCCGUCCUCAUCGUGGGCGGGGUCCUCUUCCUGGUGCUGGCGCUGCCCUGCAGCCCCUGGCGGAGGUGUCUCCCUCAGAAGGACAGCGACAGCUAGUGGCCCGGAGGUGGUGUUGCACUUCAGGUUUCCCAAAGACGUCUCAGCAAACAGAUAUUACUCGAGUUCAACAUUUACAGGUUAACUUAAAAAACCUUCUGUCCGUCAAGUAGACAAGUUAAUUUAAAUCAAUUCUUUUUAGUUUUAUCAGCCGGUGUAACGUCAAUGCUCAGACGUGUUUGGGAAACAGUCCUGAAUUGUCUUACUAAUCAUCCUGCAGGGUUUGGAGGUCAUUUACUGUUCGUUCAAUAAAACCACAAAGUUUUAACGGCUCUUUGACACGAGCUCAGUGUCGCACGACACCUGCAGAAGCUUUAAACAGAAACUCAAAGCAGCACUGAGUAACUUUCAGGAACGUUUCAGUGAGCGACAGAACUAAUUCUUCAUGUUUUAAAGUUUCCUGCUGAACAUUGGAGAUGAACUCUGGUUGUUAAUAACUUCUCAGUGUUUUGAACUGAUCUCAGUUCAGCUUCACUCUUCACCUGGAGCUGAUGGAGACAGUUGAGUCACAGAGAACAGACGCUCGGAGAGUGAAGGAGGAAACUUUCUCCGUGUUCACACUCACACAUCAGACUCACUUUAAUCCGGCUGCAUCGUGUUCUGUUAAAUUAAAAACGAUUAAAUACAUGCUUGUGAAUUAAUUUACCCUUGUUUCAUGUUUGCAUUAAAUAUCUAAUGAACCUUUAUUUUCACUGAAUACAGAAAACUAGUAGUUGAACAUUUAUAUUUUCAUGAGACAUUUGUUGUGUCCGCUCAACAAGUGAACGAAACAAAUAUAAUAAUAGUCCAAAAUGUAAAAAUUGACGGCAAACAAUAAAUAUAUUGAAGCAAAAUGAACUCGGACAUUAAUGCUUUGCCCAAAAACGACAUCCUGUUCGCUCGCGUAACAAAUGACCGUCGACUCAAACACAAACGGAAUGAACAGUUUCUUGAGCUCCGAUAUGAGAAACUAGUUUUUUAAAAACUUGUUUCUCAGUGAUGAGUUUCGCUGCCUUUUUAAAAUCCUCAGUGGAUGUUUUGUUGUUAUUCAGUCACAUGAAGAAAAGUUUAUUCAGGAUGAAUUUUUGUCUUUGCUCCAUCGAUUUUCAUUUAUGUCACGUUUUGUAUUUGUUGUCUGUGUCUGUUCAUCGUCAGAUAAACACUGUGCAGCAUCGUGAGAGGGAAACAUUAGUUUGAGUGUCAGACCUGCAGAUAUGAUUCACCUCAGUGUAAAGAUUCAUAUCAAAGUAGAAGCUUCAGUGUUAAAUCAGCUGGAAGUUUGAGUCGCUGCCGUGUUUUCACCUCCUCUGUUUUCCUCGGAUGAUUUAUGCCUGAAGAAAAGUGAUUUUCUGGGCCGUGAACCAUCUCGGGGACUUUUUUGAACUGAAUCGAUUGAGUCUGAAUGACUUCAUUUUAUUAUUAAACAUGACAUGAAUAUUU